AUAUUUCCGAUCUUGCGACAUCAAUCGUUUACCGUUCAAUCAGUUCGCCGUGUAAACGAAGCAUCAUUUCAAAUAAAACCGUUUAAAUUACAUCGAUUAGAAACUGGUCCAUCAACAAAUGUUACCCUUAACAAAUCAGAUGCUUUGAAAAUGUACAAACAAAUGCAGGCGAUUCGUAAAAUGGAACAGGCAUCAGAUUUAUUAUAUAAGGAUCGAAAAAUUCGUGGUUUUUGUCAUCUUUAUGCUGGACAGGAAGCUUGUGCGGUCGGGAUUUAUGCCGCAAAGGAUUCGGAAGAUUCCAUCAUUACUUCAUAUCGCUGUCACGGAUUUGUCUAUCUUGCCAGGAAUGCAAAAGAAGUUCUUUCGGAAUUGCUUGGCCGCUCGCAUGGUAAUGUCAAAGGGAAAGGUGGUUCGAUGCAUAUGUAUGCUAAAAAUUUCUAUGGUGGUAAUGGAAUUGUCGGUGCUCAACAACCACUUGGCGCUGGCAUAGCUUUUGCAAUGAAAUAUAAUCGCAAGCCAAAUUUAUGUUUCACAAUAUACGGUGAUGGUGCUGCAAAUCAGGGACAGCUUUUUGAGGCAGCAAAUAUUUGUGCAUUAUGGCGUUUACCGUGUGUUUUUAUUUGUGAAAAUAAUGGUUACGGUAUGGGUACACCAAUUUCACGUUCCUCUGCAUCAACAGAUUAUUAUUCCCGUGGUGAUUAUGUUCCUGGAAUUUGGGUUGAUGGCAUGGAUGUACUUGCUGUACGAGAAUCAAUUAAGUUCGCCAGAAAAUAUUGUAUUGCUGAUAAGAAAGGUCCAUUAUUUAUCGAAUUUGCAACAUAUCGAUUCUAUGGUCAUUCUGUUGCUGAUCCAGGAACCAGCUACCGAACUCGUGAAGAAGUACAGAAUAUUCGUAGAACAUGCGAUCCUAUCUCGAUGCUAAAAAAUAAAAUCCUUAGUUCAAAUUUGGCUACGAAGGAUGAAUUGAAAUCAAUUGAAAAGCAAGCAAAAGAUGAGGUAGAUGAAGCGAUCAAGUUUGCAAAGGAUGAUCCAGUGAUUUCUAUGGAUGCACUUGUCGCCGAUAUUUAUCACAAUACACCACCAAUAAUUGUUCGUGGGCAUACGAUGGAUGAUAUUAAAGUGCAGCCGCACACUCGGACAAGUGAUAUCAUUUAG
Acanthocheilonema viteae is the source of this 1155-nucleotide messenger RNA. The record is from the annotation of a GenBank genome assembly. Lineage: Eukaryota; Metazoa; Nematoda; Chromadorea; Rhabditida; Onchocercidae.